AUACCGCGGUAACACUGAACAGCAUAUUUACAGUGGCGCUGCGUUUCGGUUCACGGGGAGAGAAAACGAAUCUGUAGGCGUGUGAAUUGUGGUGCGGUUUUGUCGUGAAAAAAACGCUUGUUCGGCCGCGUCUCGUCUGAAAUCCACUACUAAUGUUUACAGCAUAAAAGUGUGUUGCGACGGGAAGAAACAGUUCCUAACGAACAAGUGUGACAAGGUGUCUGUAAUCUCCGUGCAGUGCAUAUAUGAUUGCGUGUGAUACGAUAACACGAUAAGAAGAGUAUGAAAAUAUGAGUGCAUCAACGCCCACAGCACAGCAAGCGGCAUCCGGUGUCGGUGGACCACCAGUACCUCCGGCGAAGCCAGUUCUUUCCUCACCCGGUGCGUACAUGGCCAACUUCCAGUCCGGUGUGUCCGGUUCAACGGUGGCACCGCCAAUCACUGCCGGUAUCCACGGUACGAACAAGACGCACGAGAAGCCGACAAUUGCCGCCCGGCCUAUUCCACCUCCGAAGCUGCCAAACUACUCAUCAUCGUUUAAUAAGAUCGAUCGCGAUCGUAAUGAGUUCACCAAAAUCGACAAAGCGGAACGGGAAAAGGUUAGCCUGUUGGCAACCAAGCGCGAAAUGUUCUUCAAAUCGGAAAGCAACAGUCCGUCCGGGCCGCCACCAAAUCCACCGGUAGGACUGAAUAGUCUCAACUUGGCUAACAACAACGUGAUCCAUAAUAACAGCGCAAACGCGGCCACCGACAAACACAGCACUGCAGGGCUCACUAACUCAACUGCCGGUGGCGUUACUAACAACAGCUCACCGGCCGCCGUCUCGAUUGGCGCAAUGGUCACCAAUAACAAUCAUAACGGUCUAAACGGAGCCGCGACCACGAACGGGAGCAGCUUGGCCGGGAACAAUAAUCUCACUGGUGCUGGUGGCGGUGUAAACGGACUGUCGAGUAUGAACAGUGUUUCGCUGAAGGAGAAACGGGACGCAUUGCUAAACCAUCACGAGAGUGGUGCAAAUGGACACCACCAUCAUCAUCAUGCGGAUGCAGCGAACGCCAAGCUGGCCAGCGAACGACACGAAAAGGAGAAGCCGGUGGUGAAAUCGAAACCGAAGGAGUUGGACGGAUACGUAGGAUUUGCGAACCUGCCCAACCAGGUGUACCGGAAGGCGGUGAAAAAAGGAUUUGAAUUGACGCUGAUGGUAGUUGGUGAAUCAGGACUGGGCAAAUCUACACUCAUCAAUUCAAUGUUCCUAUCGGACAUCUACCAUGCCGAGCAGCAUCCCGGUCCUUCAAAACGCAUUAAAAAGACGGUGGCCGUCGAGAGUACGAAGGUACUGCUGAAAGAGAAUGGUGUAAACUUAACAUUAACGGUUGUCGAUACGCCUGGAUUUGGUGAUGCCGUGGACAACAGUAACUGCUGGCUACCGAUUGUAGACUUUGUCGAAUCGAAGUAUGAAGAGUAUUUGACGGCAGAGUCUCGUGUUCACCGAACGGCAUUGCCAGAUUCGCGUGUGCACGUCUGCCUGUACUUCAUUGCCCCGUCAGGGCAUGGAUUAAAGCCACUGGACAUCGAGUUCAUGCAGCGACUGUGUGAUAAGGUUAACAUCAUACCGGUCAUUGCCAAAGCGGACACACUCACUCCGGAGGAAAUUACUCUGUUCAAAAAGCAGAUUCUGAAUGAAAUCGCUCAACAUAAGAUAAAAAUUUACGAUUUUCCGGAUCCGAUGGAUGAGGAGGAAGAUGCAAAAGUGCUUAGACAGCUACGGAGCCGUGUGCCGUUUGCAGUUGUCGGUGCAAAUGCGAUUAUUGAGAUCGAUGGACGUAAAGUUCGCGGUCGACGCUAUCCAUGGGGUGUUGCUGAAGUUGAGAAUCUGGACCAUUGUGAUUUCAUUGCCUUGCGCAACAUGGUUAUUCGUACAAACCUGCAGGACCUGAAGGAUGUGACAAACAAUGUGCACUACGAAAACUACCGUUGUCGAAAACUAGCCGGUUUGGGUACCGAUGGCAAAGCCAAGCUGAGCAAUAACUUAUGCAAUAUUGGAACUGUUAACACAAAUGGUACUGGAUGGAACCCGCUGGCUCAGAUGGAAGAGGAAAAACGGGAACAUGAAUCGAAGAUGAAGAAGAUGGAAGCCGAAAUGGAGCAGGUAUUUGAGAUGAAAGUGAAAGAGAAGAAGCAAAAGCUGAAGGACUCCGAAGCCGAGCUAACCAGACGUCACGAGGAGAGAAAGAAGGCUCUCGAGCUUCAAAUACGCGAAUUGGAGGAUCGCAGAAAAGCCUUUGAGCUAGAGAAAACUGAAUGGGAACAGCAGAACGGUGUCACACUUGAUGAGCUGCGACGCAAGAGUCUGGAAGCGAACAGCAAAGAAACUGUGGACGGCAAAGACAAAGGUAAGAAAAAGAAGGGUCUUUUCUAGAGUUUCGCUCACCGUUAGAGUGUGGUGUAAGGACGGUAGGAAGAAAGUGUGCGCACACUGUUACUACUACUACUACUACUACUACUACUACUACAACUACAUGGAGGAUGAUCAUGAGGAUGAUGAGAACGACGGGAUGUGUGCUGGGAUGUCGGAAGCAAUAAUCAGGAAAGGAGCAGCAACAUUGGGUGGACAAAAUGCUCCACCCAGAGCGGUUCAUACACUGUGAUCAAAAUGCAAUAGUAUCUGCAAUAGGCGCACACUUCUCUGCUACCGCCAUUACUGUUUUCUACUACAGCUCAAACGGCGUCUAACAAUAUUCCAAAUCAAUUAUUGCAAGGCGACUUCAGAGUGGCGUAGGUGUACGCGCAGUCGAGUAUAGCUUUGGUAAGGUUUUAAACAGUCAGUUAAACGAACUAUUGUAGCAUCACUAUCCCGACUACACGAUAUCCUAUACUCUGUCGCAUCAUAGCAAACAAAACACAACAUCUCUCACAUGCCCCAUCAUGCUCGAUCAUCAAACAAUAUAUUUCAUAAGAGGUUAGCUAAAACAUUCACGAAUUGAAUAGUUGCAAAGGACGUUAGGGAACCUUCUCUUACUUACUAGAGGAUAGUAUUGCAGAAGGCGCGCACACAUCGUUGUGUCAUCGUCUUGGAAACAUCAGCUUUGAUACCUACUUGUAAUGAGCCUGCACUAAUGUUGCAAACAGACCAUUACAAGUUUAUUGCACCAUGUAAAAGCGAUCGUGUUGGCAAGAGGUUGUAUGUUGUGUGUAUUUGGGGAAAUUAUACUCUGGUGUAAAGCACAUUAAAUUAAGCAUUAACGUCGACUCUACCGAAACUGAGCGCACAUUAUAUUAUUUUGAAAACUAUAUAAAAAUAAUGCGUAUGUUUUCCUUUUGCAUGUACGAUUUUUCUUUUCUAUAAAAAUAUAUAAAUCGCUUUCGUAGUAAAGAGUGGCAGUGAAGCUCGUUAUUAUCAAUCAAUAAUAAAAACACACAGAAAAUUCAUAAUAGAUAGCAAAGGGUUUAGAAAACGACAAGCAAAUAAAAUCGGUCCCACCGUGCGCGCUCACAUUAAUGUAUCGCGACCUCGAUGCUCUGGUGAGAAAAGGGGGCAGAUCGCUUCAUAUCGAGUAAAAGCGAUAGAAAGGUUAGAAGGCCGAUUAUUUAACGACAAGCGCAUCAGUUUAGCACACCAACAUUCUCUCUUUUUUCCCGCAGAGACAGAUAUGCCAUAUAUAUAGACAUUUAGAGUAUGUAUAUUUAUUAAAUUAUUUUAAGAAAACACGGCUUAUUUUUUAUACGAAGAUAAGAGUAUUUGUAAACCUGUUUUUCUUUUAAUAUUUACACACAGAUAAUACACCAUCUAUAAAAAAGCGAUAUAGAUGUAAGCAAGCGGGCAGAUGAAAGGGGGAACGGAGAGGAGAGAGAUAAAUUAACCGUAAGAAGGUAAAAUCUCAUUGAGGAAGAAAGUGAAACAUGGAAAGAUAUUACAGAGCAGCUAAUAUGAAAAUGAAAACAAUGCUAAGAAUAGCGACAAAGGCGAAAAAAUAUGAAAACAAAUCAAUCAAUCAGCAGUAGUUUGAGUUAAAGAAAAAACAAUCUUAAAGCUAGAACAUAUAAAAUGGCGUAACUUUGUAACAAACUCAUACACCUAACUUCCUCGCACGUAGGAAUAUGAAAUUAAAUAUAUACAAAAUAGGUGCGAUCGCUUAAGACAACGGGAAGCAAUUUGAAAAUAACAGCAAAAUAGGACAACCGAUCAGAAAUUUGCCGUUUCGCAAAAGAUUUCCUGUUCAUAGAAACUCGAUUUCUUUCGAAUAUUCGCUAAGUACAACACCAUAUUUUAUAUAAGGCAACAAAACAUACGACGUAGCGCAGUGGCUAACAGCAGCGAUUUUUAGCUAACGGUAGACACGUCCCAUUUUUGCUUGGUACACAUACACGCACACACGCAUGAACAUUUUUCGAUCAUUUACGAUACAAUGCAUAUUUAUGGUAAACAUGCCACAAUUUGACCUUGAUUAGAUAGACAAUGUAAGUAGUGUUUUUGUCGAUACGAAAAAGGGAGAACGUGUGCGUUAAGAAACAAAAACUCCCACUAUCAUUACCGCUUGGGAAGGAAACGUUGCAUGGCCGUUGGGAAGGCACAGCUUAACUAGUCGUUUUUUUUUUUGGUAUUAGACUGUUCCACAAAGACAACGAAUGUUAGAGAGAAUGUAAAACAAUACGGUCAGUCCUGCCGAAUACGAGCUUUCUUGUUUGGUAAUAGUCGUCAGCGUAUUGGCAGAUUUUCCUUGGGAAAUUCGUAUAAUACGGUCCAAGGAGUAGACAUGGAUAUCCUUUACCACUUUGAGAGGUGAAGAAUCCGCGAUCGGUCCAUCCGAGGUCGAACAAUACUUACAGCCACCGGCCCAAACCUGAACUGUCAAAUGAUACUUUCUUUUCGCAGGAAAGUAUGGUUUCUCAUUUCGACCGUGGGUUUGAUCAGGUGUGUGAUUGGUAUGAGCAACGAACAUCUUGAUAGAAGAUAGGCUAUUACAAUUACACACACUCACUCAAUAAGCUUAACAAUAAGGAAAGCUGCAUGAAACAAGUCGGGCGUAGAAGUUGCUUCUGUUGGGAAAUUUAAAACACAUCUGAAGAUUAUUCAAUCAAUAAAUUUUUAAUUCUAUAGAAUCAAAGUCAUCCAGUAAACUGUAAACCAAAAUAAAAAAGCUAUCAUCAUCAGAUAAAGCGUACAAACAAAUUCGUAGUCGCGUAAUGUCUAGCGAUGUAAUCCACAAUGUAGAAAUGAAGAUGCAAGGCUCAACUUCCUGUUCUGCUGAUUUGAGACGACUAAUGAAAAAUGAAAAGCGAUCGGUGAGACUGAGGCAGAGGUGUGUUGUGGUGUAAAUCGUGCAUAAAUUUAAAAAAAACAUCAGACGGAUUAAAUGAAAAACAGUUCCAUACAACACAGAAAUUUUAGGAAUGAGUAAUCAUAUAAAAAGACAUGUGUAUGUCCGCUUGCUCUCUCCCUCUCUCUCUCUCUCUUUAUCGCCCUUUUCUUCUUAGUACAUCUUCUCUGUUCGUAAAAAAAGCGUAUUCGCUCAGUCAAGCGGUCUGAAUAAACAUGAUAAACUUACCAAAUAGGAAACAUAUUUUGUUGUAAUCACGUUCGACUGUGGUUUGAUGUUGACAAAGAAACAUGAUAACGUGUUCCAACUGAAAACGGCAUGAGUGAAAAUUUAUGAAAAAGAAAAACGAAAACAAAACGACGCGGAACGAAAAUUGAAGUGUUCUAUCUGUAUUAUUAGUGUGUUGUAAUGAAGAAUGAAGAGAAAACUUUGCUAAUGAAACACAAAUAAACAGAACGGGAAUAUAUAAUAUGCUUAAGAAGA
Molecule: messenger RNA, 5802 nt
Organism: Anopheles funestus (African malaria mosquito)
Lineage: Eukaryota; Metazoa; Arthropoda; Insecta; Diptera; Culicidae
Gene: pnut
Product: septin-7
Exons: 11
Coding region: 291-2420 (709 amino acids)
Biological process (GO): cilium assembly; cytoskeleton-dependent cytokinesis
Cellular component (GO): microtubule cytoskeleton; septin ring; septin complex
Molecular function (GO): GTPase activity; molecular adaptor activity; GTP binding
Source: RefSeq, a predicted model, not a curated record